UUGUGAGCUGCCAUGUGGGUGUGCGUGUUGGGAAUUAAACCCUGGUCCUCUGGAAGGGCAUUCAGUGUUCAGUGCUCUUAACCUGAGCCAUCUCAGCCCAGAGGAGGGUCUGUUUUAUAGAAAGGAAAGGCAACAGAAAAAACAGGAUUUGAACCAGCCCGCUGAGACUUCGGUUACAAGCAACAUUAAUUUUUUUCCUGUAAGUAAAUAUGUUGUUCCAGGCUUCUGUCUAGGCAUUUAAGAGUCUAAGAUAUGAAAGACUUAACACUGGAUAACUAAAUGGAAAUGCCAUUGACCAGGAAAAUAAUGGGUGGAGUUCUUGUUAAAUAUAUCUUUUGAUAUUAAACUUCAAGAAAGGGGUCCCAGGAUAGGGUGUUUACCUAGCACUAGGCCCUGGUUCAAUUCCAGCACUGCAACUCAAGUUUGGUUGUACAUGCCAAUAUAUACUUGGGAGAUAAAGGCUGGAGAAGUGGGAUAUCUUACUGCAUAACAAACUGGUAUGAAUAUAUACUUUUGUAAGAUUGAGCUAAUUCUUUGUAUUAAUAACUAAGUCUUAAGUAGAUGGAUAAACCAAAUCUUCAUUUCUAUUUUGGUUGUUUGGCUCUCAUUUUAGUCAAGUUACAUGGUUUUAGUCAGUUUUAAGCUAUUUGGUAAGUUUUUACAUAGAACUUUCUCAGAAACUGGUUUGUCAUGAAGAUGUAUGUUUGUUGUCAAGAGAUGAGAUGCCCUUGGAAGGAGUGCAAAUGUGCAUACAUGCAAAAGAAAUAGUCAGAGGCAACUGGCGUGAUACACAUUUUCUUAUUUGUACCCCAUGGUAUUUAAGUGGUACAAGAGCCAGGGAUUUCUGUGAACUAUAGUCCACCGUGGGUUAUGAAAUGCAAAUGUGUCUCAUAAAACAGCAGUGCCAUAUACUUGAGUUAUUUAUGAGCCAAAGUAAGGACUGUUAGAAACCUUGUUCUUUUCCCUUUAGUUUUUCUAUGCUUCAAAACAUCUUUCUGGUUAAUCAGAAUAAGUGAAGAUGGUAGUCAAAAUUGGGAGAAGGUGUAAUUUUACUAUUUGUUGUGUCUUGAUUUCUGGCAUAUGUGCUGUCAUUUGAGUUCAGAUGGUGUGUACAGUUAUUUUGGCCUGGGAUACUUUGCUUCAGCAGUGCCUGAAUUUCUUAAUGUGGCUUAUUGAAAGUUAAUUUUAAGAUCAGUAAGAGCCUUCAGCCUAUAAAAUAGUGGAAAAUGAAUAUUUAGGUGGGGGGAUUGCAGUUUAUGUUGGAAUUACCUAUUUAUAUUAAAAUUAGGGACUAGAGUGGAACACGAAAGGGGAGGAGGGUAAAGAGUAUGGUUAAAAACUUUAGAGAAAUUCAGUAAAUUCUGUUAGACUACACUUUUGAACAUUUUUAAAUACUAUAAAAUUUGGGUUUUUUUAAUUUAUUUUUAAAUAAACUAGUUAUUUGCACUUUACCUGCUGGCCUUCCCAUUUGGUAGAUAACAUUCUGAACUCCAGCAGAGUUUUAUAAUCCCCACGUGCUUAAAUAUACUAAAUGUUCUUUUUCCAUUAAGGUUAAUGUUCGUGAAGAAAUUGAAGAGUUUUUUCCAAGAAUGUGGAAGAUAAAUCAAGAUAAAAGAAGGCUAAUGAAAAGUAUUAAAGAUCAGAAAAUUAAAAUUGAAUGGGGGAAAAAAUUGAACAGAAGAUUGGUCAGAUAGAAGCACUUGAAUAUUUUUUUUAAGGCUAUUUUGAAUUGUUUGAAUUGGGGAAGAAUACACGAAGUAUGAAAAAUGAAAAACUCAAUGAAGAAUGAAGAGAAGUAGAAAGCAAGAGUGAAGUAGAAUUAAAAGAAUCUGGAAGAAUGAAUGGGUCCUAGGUUAAGUAAAUGAGUCUCGCUCUCAGUCAAAAUCUCCAACGGGAACUCCUGCUCGUGUAAAAUCAGAGAGCAGGUCAGGAUCUCGUAGUCCAUCAAGGGUUUCCAAACAUUCUGAAUCCCAUUCUCGAUCAAGAUCAAAAUCCAGGUCGAGGUCACGGAGGCAUUCUCAUAGACGCUACACGCGAUCCAGGUCGCACUCUCACAGAAGACGGUCUCGAAGUAGGUCCUAUACACCAGAGUACAGGCGGAGGAGGAGCCGGAGCCACUCCCCCAUGUCAAACCGCAGAAGGCACACUGGUAGCAGGGCAAACCCAGAUCCUAACACUUGCCUGGGAGUAUUUGGCCUCAGUCUGUAUACAACAGAGAGAGAUCUUCGUGAAGUUUUUUCUCGAUAUGGACCUCUGAGUGGUGUUAAUGUGGUUUAUGAUCAGCGAACUGGGAGGUCACGCGGGUUUGCUUUUGUGUAUUUUGAGAGGAUAGAUGACUCUAAGGAGGCUAUGGAAAGAGCAAAUGGGAUGGAGCUGGAUGGUAGAAGAAUUCGUGUGGAUUAUUCUAUCACCAAGAGAGCGCACACACCUACACCAGGCAUUUACAUGGGCAGACCAACUCACAGUGGUGGUGGAGGUGGCGGAGGAGGAGGUGGUGGCGGCGGUGGUGGUGGAGGUGGUAGACGGCGAGAUUCUUACUACGAUAGAGGAUAUGAUCGAGGCUAUGACAGAUAUGAAGAUUAUGAUUACCGGUACAGAAGAAGGUCGCCUUCUCCUUACUACAGUCGCUACAGGUCACGAUCAAGAUCCCGUUCCUAUAGCCCAAGACGCUAUUGAUACCGGAGCGAUUGUGCCCAGGACUUUGCUUCCUCUUUUUGGUUUUUGGAUUUCCAAGCUUCCAAUGCUUCCUUUUAAAAACAAAAACAAAAACAAAAAAACCUGGUUUAUUUAACCUCUGCGUGGCCAGUUGUGUUGCUGUUCUUCACCCUUUGUUAUACUCUUAAAGGUGUAGUUGUCUUUUCAGUAGUUGAACAUCUCGAGUAAAGGAGCACCGUGUUGUGCUUUGUGGUUCUUCUUUGCCUUACAGAGGAGUAACUUCUUACGAUGAGGAAAGAAACCAUCUUUUGAAAGCUUUUUCUGAUGGACAUUGUAGUAGACAUUAGAAAUCUGUGGUAUGACAAACUGCUUUUUAAUCUUCUUUGGCAGAAGAUAACACUUUGGAUAGGUCAGUCAUGUCAGGCUUGUCUGGAGUGGCAUGGAGCAGUUGAAUAGUUGAGUGUAGAAAGUUUGAAGCUCUAGGAGAAAAUAUGGGACAUUUCUUUUGAAGAAUAUAACUUUGAACGUAAAAAUUAAGUCACCUUUUAGAAAUUAAAAGCUUGUAAUUCCUAUAAGACAUGUUGUAUUUGAAUUUACAUGUUAAACCUUAUAAACUUAAAGUGUGAUUUUUAUGUUAAGUUUACGGAAACUUAAGUAUUCCCUUAAUCACUGAAGGACAACCUUUAUUUAUUACCUAGAACAAUUGUAUAACUUGCUGUUAGAAAUUUUGGUAUUGGGACAUUGGUUACAUGGGUUAUUGUAUAGGAUCCUAAAUAAUACAUGUGGGGAAGAGUAAUUUCAAAUAAAAGUUAAUUUGAAAAUGG
Molecule: messenger RNA, 3479 nt
Organism: Rattus rattus (black rat)
Lineage: Eukaryota; Metazoa; Chordata; Mammalia; Rodentia; Muridae
Gene: Tra2a
Product: transformer 2 alpha homolog
Exons: 8
Coding region: 2125-2676 (183 amino acids)
Biological process (GO): positive regulation of mRNA splicing, via spliceosome
Cellular component (GO): spliceosomal complex
Molecular function (GO): RNA binding
Source: RefSeq, a predicted model, not a curated record